Prunus dulcis (almond) is the source of this 2470-nucleotide messenger RNA. RefSeq lists its product as uncharacterized. The transcript is spliced from 10 exons. Lineage: Eukaryota; Viridiplantae; Streptophyta; Magnoliopsida; Rosales; Rosaceae. The record is from RefSeq and is a predicted model, not a curated record. Bases 294 to 2324 code for a protein of 676 amino acids.
GAGUUUCUUCAAAUAUAUAAAAACCAAAGUUCUAAUCUAGAACAGAAAGAAAAGAAAAUUUUGCCAAAAUUAUAAGGAAAAACGAGAGUGAAAUCAACUAUGAGUCAGAGUUGGUGAGAGGCAUUUCCUCCAUUAUAUAGAGGAAGAGGAUCCUUGAGUCAGGGUAAUAGAUUUAUUAUUAGUUGAGGGACAUGUCAAUCCAAGCACAAAAGAGUAGCUCAAUGAAAAUCUGGUCCCCAUAAAGCUUGAAACUUGAGAGUUACCAUUUAGUCAGACCAGAAAGCUAACUGUAAAUGAAUAAUCAGAGCAAUUUGAAACGCAGUUACAUAGAGAUGGCGGAUGCCGCCGAUCAUCUCUCUUCACCUAUCAACCACUUUCACAGCAGCAGUAGCAAUGACAUGGUCGAGCCACAGACGGCCAUGGCCGACGAUGCUUGUAUACAACCACAACCACAACUGCAGCAGCAGCAGCAGCGACAGCACAUUGCUCUGCCUCCGUUGGUGGAGGAUUUGCUGAACCAACUUUGUAACGAGAGAAAGCAACCCCAGCCAAACUACGACGUCAGGCGGAGGCUGGGUUUGCUGGGCGAGGAGAAGGCCCUCCAACUCCUCCAUGAAAUCAAUAAGGCAAAAGUAAUCAAAACCCUCAGUGGCUUCAUCAUGUGGAUGAUCCGUAAUAAACCACAAUAUCAAUGUCCCUCUCCUUCUAAGUAUUGCCCUGCUUCUCUUCUGCAAACCCAAUUGUCUGCUUCUCCAUUUACGCCUUCUGUUCACAAAGAGCAACCUCUACGAGACCACGGAGGGCUGAGGCCACGUUAUUCCUAUUCCUCUGCCUCACCUUCAAAAGCUCUCCGUGUUUCUCCGUAUCAAGGCCCAUCAUAUGCUCCUCCUUCUACUAUUACUCCUGUUCAACUUUUUAAGGACGCUCUGCAUCUACCUCAACCUUUUACUCAAGAAAUGUUGGCCGGUUGGUUUUCUCAACCAUGCUCAGAGAUUGAGGAUAGGAUAUUCAGGCAUUGCCCAUGCUCAUUGGCCUUUCAGCAAGAGAAAGAGAAGAAGAAGACUCAAGCAAAAGCCGACACCACCGAGAAAGAAAAUCCUCCCGCCGAUGUUAUUGAGAGAGAGAACUCGGCCAAAUCUGUCGAUGCAAAUUCUGGGCGGGGCGAGAAAAGGCCCAACGCCCCCAUCCAAGGAGAUGCCCCCGCCGACAAUAUUAUGCCCUUACAAACAUUCAUUCGGCCCAGAAAAGUUCUGCGGAACCUAUCACCUCAAGGUUCCCCAAGGCCAGCUGAGCAUCCUUCCUCUUCUCAUUCGGUCAGGGCCGUGCAAUUGGCCACUACUUCAUCCGCUGUUCCGGAAACUCAACCUUCCACACUUGAGAAGGGAAUUGGGGCGCAAGCCAUGGCUCCAGUGGGCGAGGACGAGUCGGCCGAGGCCAAUACCACUGGGUACCCCGAGGAGGUCUCCACAGAGUCACAUGAGACUAUUCCCAUGCCCGAUGAUCACGCCCUUGAGCACGUGGCCGAGCUGACCAAGGAGGACUUCCCACACGUUUCGAACUCUCAGAUUGGAGAGUCUUCAUCCUUUGUUCCCGCCGAGAUUACCAUGAAUCCAUCAGCGGAGGAUGGAAGAAGUUUGGCCAUGGUCCCUCAUGAAAAAGCCUCUCUACCAUCCAUUCUCUCUGGUGAUAUUUUUGACUUCUUAGAUCAGUGGGAUGCAUCUAUAUCCUCGGCAGAGGCUUUCACCUGCCUUGCCACUUCUUCCACCACGACUGGGGCCCUACCAGAUUAUGGGGCUGAGGCCCUACUUUGGUCAUACAAAGAUGGAGAUCUCAUAUCCUUGGAGGACAAAGAUGAGAGAAACAAGCUCAAGGCCGCCAUCGAGACUUUGGCGAGUUCUGGCUUUUUCCCUGACCCACGCUCAGCGGCUAUGAUCACUUAUCUCUUUGGUCAGGUGGAAAAAUUUGCCCCUCGUCGCCGUUCUUUUCUGGAAGAGCAGAGGAUAGCCCAGGACCUUGAGCAGCGGAUUACCUCAUGUAGUGCCACAAUGAGGAAGAAGAUUGAGAUCGCCCGCCAGAUACAACAUGAGGCUGCAGAUAUCGAUGAGAAGGUAAGACAGCUUCAAGAGAAAAAGGCUGGCAUUGUUGCCAAAGUCUCUGAGAUUGUUCGGAGCAACAGGCCUCUCGAGGCUCAGCUUCGACAGGAUGUAGCAGCGGUAGGAGAGUACCGAGAGAGGAAGUUGAUGAUUCAGUCUACCUUGUCUGCUGGAGAUACCACGAUGAAGAGCUUUAGGACUGCCAUUCGCACCCUUUUUCCUGAUGCUUAGGUUCAUACUUGGCCACUGGUUGGCCCAUUUUGUACUUACUUAGUUUCUUUUUAUUUGGUCACCAUAUGUGGUAGAACUAGCUCAGUUUCUAAACCUUUGGUGGAUGCUUAGGCCAUUACUUGGCCCCCUUUUUGUAGUAGACUUUU